Molecule: messenger RNA, 3195 nt
Organism: Westerdykella ornata
Lineage: Eukaryota; Fungi; Ascomycota; Dothideomycetes; Pleosporales; Sporormiaceae
Exons: 2
Coding region: 163-2718 (851 amino acids)
Biological process (GO): regulation of Ras protein signal transduction; mitotic spindle orientation checkpoint signaling
Cellular component (GO): SIN/MEN two-component GAP complex; mitotic spindle pole body
Molecular function (GO): GTPase activator activity
Source: RefSeq, a predicted model, not a curated record
GACCGCUUUCCCAACCUCCUCUCUCUCCCUCCGCACACACGCACACUCCACACCAGAACCCACGCUCGCUCCGACGCACCUGCAUGCUCGCCCCGACGACUGCCCGGAACAAGACGACGACUCCUGCUGCGCUCUGCUCGCCUCCGCCGCGUUGCAGCUGCGAUGCAGGCCUCCAAGAAGGGCAGCUUUGCCCAACGCAUGGCCUCGGCCGCCUCGUCCGCCAUCGAGAAUUGGGACGACGAUGCCGAUUUUCAAGGCGACCUCCGUGGUGAUAUCUUCGCCAACUCCACCAGCACUGUCAAGUCCAUGUCCUCACGCCUUUCUAUCCGCUCCGAGUCCAAUGCCGGCGACGACGACUGGCAAAUGCUGCUCGCUCCCAAUGACGCCCUCUCCACCAUGCACGCAAUUUCCUCCGCGAAGCAAGCCGGCAUCCCCAUCCCCACCAGCGUUCCCCCCUCUGCCCUGCUUGGCGGCUCCAUCAAACGACUGGGCACGAAGAAGUCGAACCGCAAGAUUGUUGUUGAUGAUGAUUGGGGUCAGGACCUCGAGCUACCCCCCGCUUCCAAUGGGAAGCUGGAGCUCAAACCUCCCGCCCCGCGCACUCCGGCCGAAGACCAGGACGAAUUCGACGACUGGGGCGAGGGCAGUUUAGGAAUCCGCUUUGCCGGCACCCGCCGUGAAGCUCGAGGCGGCCGUAGCUCGUCCGUGUCCGCCAUGAGCCCUAGCUUGGGCAGUUGCAUUACCGCUGAGAGCGAGGAGGACGACCUGGCUGGCCUUGUGCUGCCGAGCGAGCCACUAGACUUCACUUCUCGACUUGAGAAACUAACCAGAAUUGACCGUUCCACUCCCGAUGUCUCCCCUCUACCCAAUACCCACCAGAGAGAUCUUCCACCUACCUCGGUACCGCCUCCUCAGCUCGCACCCUCUCCUCUUCCUUUGCCCCCUGAAAGCGAACCUGCACCCAGCCUUGGGCCGCAGCGUGGGAGAGAAACGGAAGAUGACUUCUUGGACGGUCUCGAGAUUGGAGCAGCGGAUGCCCUAGAUGUGAAGAAACUUACCUUGAACCCCAAAAUCGUGGUCAAGAAUUCUGCUCAAAAGCCUUCUGUGCCGGUCGCUGCUCGGGCAACCGCCACCAUCACCUUCUCUGACAAGCCGUCUACCUCUAGGAUACCAAGGCCUCUUCCAUCUACCCGCACCAGACUUACGCCCGUCUAUGAGUCGGGUGCGCCGGUUCUGGGUCCUACCCGACAAAUGCCCACUACCACCAGCGCCCAACUUCUGCGUGCAAAACGCUCCGCCCCUGCUCUUCGCAACAACUACCCUACUGUUCCGAGAGCGCCGGUGCCAUUCUUACCUGCUGGCAAUUCGAAUGCACAGUCCCAUCACGUGAUGACUAGAAGCUCCCAAGGUCACCUUCGACGCGACUCUGACCCUCGCCGCCCAACUUCGCCCUCAAUGAGGUCCUACUCCCGUAUGUCGACGACCAAUCCUCCCGAGGGUACCGGCCGUGCAGGGCUCCGCAAAGAAGGACAACAAACCACCGCUACCUCGCGACCUCUCAAGAGGCCUCCUAAAACGAUCUAUGGAGAUGGGACCGAGCUCGAGAUCUUUGACGACCUGCCUAUUUCUGCGUCGAAAGAGAAACAAUUCGAGAAACACCCGAAGAAUGCCCCAGCAAAGACCCUUCGCCAUCCGGCCAGCACCUCUCGCUUGCCCAUGCCCGAUCGAAUGGCAACUCCACUUCCCCAGACCCCAAGAAGUCCACCUCGGGUGGAUAGUACGCCGCGGUUCGCCCGUGAUACUGCUGCCAGUCGCAAUGCGCGCGAGCAACGUCUAGCUGGGACCAGAUCACGUGGUGAAGGACCAAUUCCCUCCACGCCCAUCAACUGGAAAGCCCAUGUCGCCGCCCGCAGUCCUCAUUCGAGCCCGACGGCACAUAGGAAGCGGGGAUCUGGCAAGCAGCCGAUGUUAAUCAAGCCAUUGUCUACCCCAGUGCAGAAGAAUGAAAAGGGCAUGACUUACAAUGCCAUCUUGCAACGAUGGGAGGGUAACGAAGAAGCCUUGAUUCCCUUCUCUCACCCCAAUACGUCGACGACCACCCUGGCCCUUACAACCGCAAGCACGCCCACUUUUGCUCCUCCAAACCAAUCAUUCCGUUCUCACGACAGGUCGCAAUCUCUUUCGCACACAGCAUUGUCAACAAUCCACGCAUCACAGAAGACAGUCUCGUCACGUGCGGUGAGAGUUUCCGCUGCACCUGUACCAUCGCCUCCACGCCCAGCGCUCAUUGCGCAGAGGAAUCGGCCACGCAGCGUCCAAUAUGAUAAUGGAAUGCGCUUCGAUCCUGUGAAGAUGAAAUGGUUCAAAGAACGAGCGCCCCGCGGGCCAGCCGACCGCGUAAUACCUCCUGUUGAUGGACCAAACGAUGAUGACGACGUUGAUCCCUUUGAGGGAAUUGAGGACCUGAAGGUCAGCGACAGUACUGCUGCUUUCAAUGCAGGUGUUGGAGCCAUGAGCUCCAAUCCAGAUGACAGCGCAUUCGUGGGCGAGGAGUUUGAUGUUGGGCCCAGCUUCAUCCGGCGACAGCGCGACGAGGAGAACGUGUGGAGAAGGAGAACAGAAGCUUGGGUCGGGGCACAUCGCGACAAUGGUCAAAAAAGAUACGAGGGCUGGAGAUGGGAGUUACGAACGCUUGCAUUGGGAGAUCCAAGGCGAUAAGACCUGUGGGGUGGUUCUACCAUCGAUCGGAAGGCGAUACGAACCACUCGAAACGUUCUCCAACUCAGUGCGACACCACCUUACAGGAUCGUUAUCUGAAGCCACCCGUUCUCUCCUGCUCUGUAGGGCAUGCAACGAUCUCAAGAAACGCACGGCAGGGGGUGUUUUGGUUCGGCGUACCCGAGAUAUCCCGUGCCUGCAUAUUGUAAGCAUAUGGGACUGAAGCCUCUUCCGCAGCAGGCUACGAUUUUACGACAUGACGACACAUAUUUUUUCCCUGGUUACGACUUUAUGACUGGAAAAUGCUACGAGGCCAUGUCGCGCUUGUAUAGAGACGGCCUUAUUAUGAUGAGUUUUUUGGUUUUUCCUUUUGGGGAUUGGGGGGUGCAUAGAAUCAACGACUUUUUGCUUGAUGUCUUGCUAUGAAAAGGGUAGCGGAUGUACAUACAAAGUAAUAAUAAUAAUACACACUGCAAG